Molecule: messenger RNA, 784 nt
Organism: Arabidopsis lyrata subsp. lyrata
Lineage: Eukaryota; Viridiplantae; Streptophyta; Magnoliopsida; Brassicales; Brassicaceae
Product: F-box protein SKIP17
Exons: 4
Coding region: 220-585 (121 amino acids)
Source: RefSeq, a predicted model, not a curated record
UCUGAGCCAAACAAAAAAUGGCCUUUGCAAUGUUGCCUUCAGUUUCUUCCUCCAGCGAAAACCCUAACCCUAGUCCCCUCGGUCUCUCCGACUCUCCAGAUUUCAGUCAAAGCGAAAUGGAUUCGAUAAUCUCCUCCUUGCUUACGUUUCCGGAUUCUCCAUCUCUGUCCAUCAGAUCCUCAUUCGAUCGAGUACUUGAUAAUCUUCUCUCCUCUAGUGAUGACUCCGUUCAACUCACUACUCACAGGGAGCUUCAAAUCCAUUAGGCACAUUGAUAUUUCAAGUAACCGCGGCUUAGCAUCUUCAGACAGGGGCAAGAGAUGUAACAAACCAAACUUUCCUCUGGAGAGGCUGAAAGAAGAAAGAUCAGAUGUCACAUUUGUGGCGGACUUUCCUCCAUUGCCUAGUUCCGAAAAGCCUUAUGGUGUCUGCGAUGAAGAAGAGUUGAGGCUGAUAGAGAUGAUGGAAGCUGAGGACGAUGAAGUGGACGACGAAGAUGACUCGGAUGAGGAAUCGGACGAUGCAUCGGAUGAGGAUGAGUCAGAAGAUGAGGACAUGGGCUUUAAUGUCGAUUAUUUGUUAUGAUUAGUGUUGGUAAUCCGUUAGUGUUCGUUAUUGAACUAUUUCACGAGAAGUUAUUCGUUUCUUUUGCUUAAGAUUCUUCUUGUUGGGAGAUUUGAACUUUGCACAAACAUACGAAAUUAUUAAACGAAUUAGAAAAAAAAACAAAAAAGUGACGUUGUGGUUUUAUUUGGAUAUAAAUAACAUUGAAAAGUUUUGAUGA